Messenger RNA from Cladophialophora immunda, 2419 nucleotides. RefSeq lists its product as uncharacterized. The transcript is spliced from 2 exons. NCBI's taxonomy places the organism in Eukaryota, Fungi, Ascomycota, Eurotiomycetes, Chaetothyriales, Herpotrichiellaceae. The record is from RefSeq and is a predicted model, not a curated record. Bases 1 to 1521 code for a protein of 506 amino acids.
AUGAUAGAGUCCCGCGUGAGCAAUUUCCACGACACCUAUCGCUGGAUAUUCUAUCCUCCACCUCGUACCGAUAGCUUUCAGCAGCACGAAUUCCUUGAUUGGCUCCGGGACGGCACAGGUAUCUUUUGGGUCAGUGGGAAACCCGGGAGCGGAAAGUCGAGCCUCGUAGAUUAUAUCUACCAGAACCUUCAGCCAGGAGAAGAUGGUUUUAAUCAUCUCACAGCAUGGUCCCAGCCGAAGCAUGUCCGCUUGCUAAGUUUCUGGUUCUUCAGACCGGCCUCGGUGGCGCUGCUGAAAUCUCUGGAAGGCCUCUGGAGAUCCUUUUGCUUCCAGAUUCUGGACGCAGAAGAGGGUCUCGCUGAAACAAUCCGUAACGACGAGGACGGUCUGGCACCUAAAAGUCUCAGGUCCUGUCUGGGAAAGGCAGGGUCGAGUACUCCUGAUUGGACAGAUACCGAGCUAAAGUCCUGGUUCACAUAUUUGCUAACCCAUUCGCAAUACAACUACUGUAUUCUGAUUGAUGGCCUGGACGAAGUUGCCAGGAUGUCGGACCGUGAGGCUUUACUCGACGCGGUACAUCACAUCCGGUGCAUCGGUACGAAGGUAAAACUCUGCUGCUCCAGUCGACCAGAGCAGCCGUUCCGCAGGGCUCUCUGUCAAUAUCCCUCCCUGAGAUUGCAGGAUCUCAACUACGAAGACAUCCAGCUCCACUGUCACGAUCGGCUCAAGGGAACAAGAGCAGCCGACUACGCGGACACCAUCGCCCAACAGGCACAGGGCGUUUUCCUGUGGGCUUCUUUAGUUGCAACAGAUCUUUGGACUGGCGCAAACGAGGGCGACAGCGAGGACGACCUCCGGCAGCGCUUGAGGCAAUGUCCUGCGGAAAUGGACGAUCUUUUUACGCUUUUGCUCGAACGACAGGACAGGUUCUAUGCAAAAGACCCAAAGCCGUAUCUGCGUUUGAUCAAUACUGCGAUCAGCGACGGAUGUGAUAUCAACCUUCUAGAUUUGCUGUUGGCCUCAAGCGACCAGGAAAAACUGAUGUCCAAUUUCCCGAGCAACCUCCUUCCGUGUUGUCUCGCCAUUUCUAACCUUGCGACAGUCGACUUGAAGGCGAACGUGGUUGCCCGGUGUGCAUGCCUUGUUGAAUACUAUGACUCUACGGACGUUGUGGGCAAGUUCUCAGAGUCGUUCUCUUAUGAGUCACUGGUCAAAUCGUAUCGAACGGGAGUGCGUUUCAUACACCGAAGUGCACAGGAUUUCCUGCUCGAAAACGACCGUGGUGCCGAGCUCGUCAACGCUUGUCGCAUUUCUGAGCGAGAAGCACGGCAACGACUGUUGCUAGCAUGGCCUACCACUAUAUUACAACUUACGAUUGGAUGUGGAUGUAGGUUUCUGGUCAACACGCCCAUUGUGCGAGCACGUGCAGCUCGCACAAACGACCCUUCACUACAAUUCAUGGCGACUCGAAAGAGAAUUCAGGCAGAAGCUACUGAACCUCCGCCCCAAUUUUCCGAGUGAUAAAGGGACGAAACCGCGCGUUGAAGCUUGGGUUAUUUGCGUAGAUUUCAUGGAUCAACAAAUCCUCCCACAACCAGACGGAGCAAACACCUUGCCUGAAGAAUUUGUGCACCUGGAUAUUUUCGCUAUUUCUACGAUUCCACACGACCCCGAAAAUGUGCAAUUUUGCAAAUACUCUCCAGCAGGACUUGCUCGAUUUCUCGACAUCAAGCCCGGCGUCGAUAAGGAUCUGCAACGGCUCCUCUCUUCCUCUUCAACAGGCAGAGGGUUGCCGAUCUUAUUUUCUGACUCCUCAUCAGAGCAUACCGCUACCAUCCUAAACCACCAUCUGGACGACUUAGCCCCUUCCGAGGUCGCGUCGAUUCUUAGAUGGCACCGUCCCGCUGACUAUAGUGGUGAUUAUUGGGUUUUCCUCACGUUCUCCAAAGGCAAAUUUUUAGGCGGAGACCGAAUCGAGGCACGGGAAUGGCAACGCGAUAUGGAAAACGGAAGAUAUCACGAGCAUUUCGACACCAGUCCUGAGGAUGACCCUAUUUUGCGCGAAAUAAUAGCGACCAUGGCGAAGUGCAAGGAGGAGGACGAUGAGGAGCGCGAUAAGAGGCCUCAUACCGUGAUAGAGGCAACUCCCUGAAACCUCAGAAUAGUGACAACUCGACUCUCCACGAUAGCGACCGAGAACCAGUUCGACCGUACAAAGGCAUCAGCAAGCAGCGGAGAGCCUGGGAUUCUCGCCAGUUCAGCGUAAAUGCAGGAAGAAACCCACCAAAUCUGGCCAGUCCCUCCUGCCUGGGGAGAUAUCGAGUCGAGCUGGGCCCGCGUAUCCUGCAAUACUUCGGUAUCUCUCAACCUGAUGUCUCCAGUACAGGGCUUCACAGACUCACAGUCGACAGCGGCCCAA